UGCUCUGGUUGCGCUGCUACGUGUUCGGACAAGGCAGGAAGUUGACAUGUCACAGUUACUCCGCUGUGUUUUACUCAUUGAUUAAUAAGAGAUUUGCUUUAAUAGUUGCUGAUACUGCUGUCGAGCAGAAUGUUGCCGACGAGCUCCCCGCAGAUCCAGCGGAACGGCAGCCUCAGCGAGCGGGACGCGGCGCGGCACACGGCCGGAGCCAAGCGCUACAAGUACCUGAGGAGACUUCUGCAUUUCAGACAGAUGGACUUCGAGUUCGCCAUAUGGCAGAUGCUUUAUCUGUUCACAUCACCGCAGAAAGUGUACCGCAACUUCCACUACCGAAAACAAACUAAAGACCAGUGGGCCCGGGACGACCCUGCGUUUCUGGUGCUGCUCAGCAUCUGGCUGUGUGUGUCGACGGUGGGCUUUGGCCUGGUUCUAGAAAUGGGAUUUGUGGAGACGUUGAAGCUGUUGCUCUGGGUUGUUUUCAUCGACUGCAUCGGGGUUGGAUUGCUCAUAUCCACACUCAUGUGGUUUGUUACGAAUAAAUAUCUGAUGAAACCGAGCAGAGAUUAUGAUGUGGAGUGGGGCUACGCGUUUGACGUCCAUCUAAAUGCUUUCUACCCUCUUCUGGUCAUUCUGCACUUUUUACAGCUGUUCUUCAUCAACUAUGUCAUUGUUACGAGUUCAGACUGGUUCCUGGGUUAUUUUGUGGGAAACACCUUGUGGCUUAUUGCAAUCGGUUACUAUAUUUACAUCACAUUCCUGGGCUACAGUGCGCUCCCGUUCUUAAAGAACACGGUGGUGCUUCUGUAUCCCUUUGCUUUGCUGGGACUCGUGUACGUUCUCUCCAUUUCACUUGGUUGGAACUUCACUAAAGGUCUCUGCUGGUUUUAUAAGCACAGGGUCCAGUAGAGGACGCCAGAACACAUGAAGGACAUCGCAGUGCUCUUAAAGAUGGGUGGAAAGUUUGGUGUCGCUCUUGGGACUUUCUGAAAUUUUGUAUUAUCUGUAAAUAUCAUUUUGGUUGUAGAGGAAAAGAGUUUUAGUUGUUUAUGGUGUCAUGCCUUUUUUUUUCUUCUUAAUUUGAUACUCAACCCUCAUUUAAUGUUGUGAUGUGGUUUUGAAAAUGCAAACAUGGGGAGAAGUGCACGUCUGCUUGGAUGCUGCACUUUUUACUUGUGAGAAUGUGUACAAUAAAGAUAUUUUUAAAGAAA
Messenger RNA from Pimephales promelas (fathead minnow), 1208 nucleotides. It is a transcript of the gene unc50, whose product is annotated as unc-50 homolog (C. elegans). NCBI's taxonomy places the organism in Eukaryota, Metazoa, Chordata, Actinopteri, Cypriniformes, Leuciscidae. The record is from RefSeq and is a predicted model, not a curated record. Gene Ontology annotation, cellular component: Golgi membrane.